Molecule: messenger RNA, 1274 nt
Organism: Cataglyphis hispanica
Lineage: Eukaryota; Metazoa; Arthropoda; Insecta; Hymenoptera; Formicidae
Gene: Coq5
Product: 2-methoxy-6-polyprenyl-1,4-benzoquinol methylase, mitochondrial
Exons: 5
Coding region: 151-1050 (299 amino acids)
Biological process (GO): ubiquinone biosynthetic process
Molecular function (GO): methyltransferase activity
Source: RefSeq, a predicted model, not a curated record
UCUAGCUACGUUCUAAAGUCCUAACCAAGCUUGCAUAUGACCAAUGAUAGUUGUUAUCAGAGUUGACAGUGAUCGAGAAACUUUUGACAUUUUUCAGCUGAUUAUUUUAAAUUUUUUGAAGCGUCCGUAUUACACGUAUACUUAUAUAAUAUGAUGGCCUGUAAACAUUUCUGCAUAAAUAUUUUGAAAGAAAGACGGAUGCUAAAUAGAUAUCUAAAAACUAUUGUAACCAAAUGCAAUUAUUCGAGAACAGCGAAUCCAUCCUUGGAAAAUGAUGAAAAGACAACGCAUUUCGGUUUUCAAACGAUUAAAGAAAGCGAAAAGAUGAACGAAGUUUAUACAGUAUUCGAAAAUGUUGCCAAUCAUUACGACAUAAUGAAUGAUGCAAUGAGUAUAGGUAUCCAUCGCAUUUGGAAAGAUAUUUUUGUACAAGAAUUAGGACCGACUCACGGUACUCAUCUCUUGGAUUCUGCCGGUGGCACAGGCGAUAUUACAUUCCGGUAUAUGAACUUUUUAAAGAAUACACCAAAUCCACAAUCUGUACAUAGCUAUGUAACUGUGUGCGAUAUUAAUCAACAUAUGCUAGACGUUGGGAAAGAACGAGCAAAUAGAUUAGGUUUGUCACAGGACAGUAAUUGCAGUAUUACUUGGAAGCAAGAGAAUGCAGAAAAUCUCUCUUUUCCUGAGGAAUCUUUCACCGCUUAUACCAUAGCGUUUGGAAUAAGGAAUGUGACACAUAUUGACAAGGUAUUGUCUGAGGCAUAUAGAGUUUUACAGCCAGGAGGAAGAUUUUUAUGCCUUGAAUUUAGCCAUGUCAACAGUGAAACUUUAAAAUGGUUAUAUGAUCAAUAUUCUUUUCAAAUAAUACCUGUGAUGGGACAAUUGAUCACAGGGCAGUGGAAAGCUUAUCAGUAUCUUGUAGAAAGCAUAAGAAGAUUUCCAAAACAAGAAGAUUUCAAAGACAUGAUCGAGACUGCUGGAUUUAGAAAUGUGACUUAUAAAAAUUUAACUUGUGGUGUAGUAGCUAUCCAUUCAGGUUUUAAACUAUAAAUAAGAUAGAAUUUGUUAAUAAAAAAAAUGAAAAAAAAUAAUUUUGGAAAAUAAGGAAAUAAUAUUAUAAUAUAACAAAGGACAGAUAAAAUAUGCAAUAAUGUUCCUUUAUCUUUAAUCAAUAUUAUUUAUUUCUUUUCGAAAAAAAAAGUUGUAUUAUUUCUAUUAAUUAUUUAAUUAUGCACACUAUGUAAGGAACAAAAGAGAAAAAAUAGACAUAGGCA